UUGAUAAAAGAUUCAUACUUAUCAGUUGACUGCAUGGUAAGGUAAAAGAGCGAAUUGAAAUGGAGACAGAUGUUAAAUGCGAGGUUGGUUCUCUGUCGGUUGAGAAUUAAUUACAUUUGGUUGGUUAGCUAAAUGCCUUCGAAAAUAUUUUAAUCAUUUGUAGACCACAACAAGUGUGAUCUACGCUAUUUGUUGCUGUUGGCACUUUGAUCCAGUUGGGAUUCUUUUAUUCACAAGCUCAUCUUUUAAGGUGUUGUCCAAUAAAAUCGCGUAUUUCACUUCUAACGCUGAUCCAAUUGAAUCGUGUAUUUCACUUCUAACGCUGAUCUAAUAAAAUCGCGUAUUUCACUUCUAACGCUGAUCGCUUAGUGAGGAAACGGUUGUAUAAUCUUUUAACGCCUCGGGUUUAAACUCAUUACUUUCCGAUCGCGAAGGUAUUUUUCUAGCGAUCGAUUUGUUAAAACGCGUAAAUGUCCUUCAUCUAUGUGUUAAAUUUAAUGUAAAUAUCGUGCGAUUAUUUUUGACGCAAUUGGCAUGCCAUAAAUUUCCUUCCCGAUAUGACCUACUGGCUGGUGACCUCAUCUUUCUAUCGGGAUGACUUAAAAAUCACUUCCUCUGCGGAUCAUUUGACAGUUCAUACCCACAUGGGACUCGCAUGUUUGAAAUAAAAGAAAAAUAGUAAAAAAAAAAUGUCUCGUGCCAGAGACAAAGUUUUGAUGAGCCUUGGAGGAGUUGCAGGUCUAUCAGUGUUAGCGUGGCAAACAAUGUUCCCCUGGCUGAAGUAUGAUCUGCAUCAUAUAAAUCAAACCAAACCAAUGGGAGAGAAAAUGGUCAAAGAUCUAGCGAAUCAAAGAUAUCUAAUUGAAAUGUUUGAAGAGAGUGUCGCUAAACACCCCCAAAAAACAAUGGUCAUAUUUGCAAACAGGGAAUAUACUUUCGAAUUGGUGAAUGAACAAGCAAAAAUGGUGGCCAAUAUUGCAUAUGAGUGGAGGUUCAAAACCGGAGAGACAGUUGCCUUAUUGAUACAGAAUCACCCGGCAUUCAUCUGGACAUUUUUAGGACUCCAGAAAGUCGGUCUAAAUGUCGCUUUCUUAAAUUACCACAACAGGGGUAAACCUCUUCUACAUACUAUCAUCGUAAGCAAAGCUCAAGCUAUGGUUAUCGGACCUGAGGAAGAUUUGUAUCGUGCUGUUGAGGAAAUACGUCACGAUCUAGAGAUACCGUUAUAUGUAUAUGGUAGCUCCAGAUCCAAUGUCCCCGCCGGCUUCAUCUCUUGGGAUGAUCUGAUGAUCGCGUCUUCAACAGCUGAAAUCUGCAAAACCCAUAGACAUAACUACAAUCUGCUAACACCUUGUGCCAACAUCUUCUCGUCGGGAACAACAGGUUUGCCAAAGCCAGUCAUAGUGAAUCAAGAAAGGGCCAUUAAGAUGUCUAAAGUCCUCUGCAUGGUGGGUGUGACACCAGAUGAUAUCAUCUACACCACUACUCCGCUGUAUCACGCAGCAGCUCUAUUUGCUUUGUUUGGAGUCAUAGAUGCAGGGGCUACAAUGGUCCUAAGAUCCCAGUUUUCUGCGUCACAUUUUUUUGAAGAUUGUAGAAGGCACAACGUCACGAUUGCCGUUUACAUUGGAGAGCUUGCCAGAUAUCUUCUGCACGUCCCAGCGAGUCCAGAAGACGGGAAACAUAACAUCAGAGUGAUGCUAGGAAAUGGUCUUCGAGCUGAUAUAUGGGAGAAAUUUCAAAAGAGAUUCAAAAUCCCUAAGAUAGUUGAGUAUUUUGGUGCUUCAGAAGGACCUGUUGGUUUUAGCAACACGUGGGGAAAGGUUGGAUCGUGUGGGAGACUCUCUCCAUUUCUAAACAUGAUAAGUCCAAUGAAAUCCUACAUUGUGCGGUAUGAUCCAAAAACAUACCUUCCUUUGAGAAAUAAGUCUGGACGAUGUAUUCCUUGCAAUAUAGGUGAAACGGGACUUUUGAUUGGAGGAAUGCCGAACAAAGCAAUGCCUACUGAAGGUAUCUACUUAGGGGACAUGGAAAAAAGUGAAAAGAAAAUUGUCAGAGAUGCAUUUGACCAUGGGGAUGUUUUCUUUAAUUUUGGAGAUUUAUUGUAUGUAGACAAAGAGUACUUUUUGUAUUUCAAGGAUCGAAUCGGAGAUACUUUUAGGUGGAAAGGUGAAAAUGUGUCUACAAAUGAAGUAGCUAACGUUCUAACAGAACUACCAUUUAUACAAGAUGCUAAUGUGUACGGAGUAGAGGUACCAGGUACUGACGGCAGGGCUGGAAUGGCUGGGAUCUUGUUAAAAGAAUCUGUAGAUUUCAAGUCUGACCUGUUGCCCGAAAUAUACCAACAUUGUGAAAAGAACCUACCUUCAUACGCCCGUCCAAUGUUCCUCCGAUUCAUCAAAGAAAUGCCUCUGACUACAACUCUUAAACAGAAAAAGGUGGAAUAUGUUAAAGAAGGGUUCAAUCCUGCCAUCAUCAAUGACCCAUUGUUUCGUAUUUCUCCGGAAACUAGCACUUAUGUUACCCUCACCACAGAAAACUUUGGUAUGUUUUUGGCCAAAUCAAGAUUAUGACACAUUGAAAGCUAUUCCAAAAUUACUUAAUUUACGUUGUAUGGCUGACAGAUUUUUAGUAUUGAUGUGGGAAGUAUUGUUUAAAAUAUCAUUUACUAAGGAACUCAUCCAAACAUUUAACAGUGGGUCAUCUGCCAUGUUGAUACCCACUGACUGCCGCAUUCCACGCCAUUGAUCAUCCCCCAAAAUGACCUAUGGAAUUAUGGGCGAUUUUUUCAGUGUAUCUAUUCAUAUCUUUAUACUCGGCGUCGGUUGAUACCGUUACAUUUUGCUUUGCAUUCCACAAGGAUCUUUCCUGGAUACUAAGUUGGACUGUUUCUCUCUAAGCAAAUUUAGCUUUACCUUUUGAGUCAGUUUCGACAGUAUGGGAUGAACUAUCACUGCUAUAACUGACUCACAAGUUCACUCGAUACGUUUGCCUGGUGAUAAGAGCAACUGAACUUUGGGAUGACUAAUUUUCUAUAUUAGAAGUUCAUAAUACCAUUACCUGUCUUUCCGGACGUGCUGAAACUUACCCAGACGGACACCUUCACCAGCUCUUGUUUGCAACAAUCAAGAUAAAGCAGAUCAAGUGAAGAUUUGAAUUUAUAAAGAAUGACAUAGAAUCAAAAUGCAGGAGAAAACAAUAUUUUAUAUCAUCGUGUUUUGAAAAACAUUUGUAGUAUACUUUGACCGUCAUCUUAGGUUGAAAAUCAUAUACCAUCUAUUGUGAAAAUGUGUUGCUUCCAUAUUAAUAAUUUUGAAUGCAUUGUUUUAUAACUACCGAGUCUUACAAUGAUCUUAAUAAUGCAUUUGUCAUAUCAAAA
Ostrea edulis (European flat oyster) is the source of this 3379-nucleotide messenger RNA. RefSeq names its product long-chain fatty acid transport protein 2-like. The transcript has 11 exons. Lineage: Eukaryota; Metazoa; Mollusca; Bivalvia; Ostreida; Ostreidae. The coding region runs from base 690 to 2573 and encodes 627 amino acids. The record is from RefSeq and is a predicted model, not a curated record. Gene Ontology annotation, molecular function: long-chain fatty acid-CoA ligase activity; long-chain fatty acid transmembrane transporter activity.